GAGAGGAGGGGGGUGUGGAGCGUAAACUGAAAUCCAAAAUAUUCACAAACAUCCCUAUGGUUCGUUAAACUGCUCGUUUUAGAAUCGUCCCGUCUGGUCAACAUCAAACGCCCCGCUGCUCGGGAUGUUUGUCCGCAUCGAUGCAUGGCAUGUUGUGUGUAAGCGAAGACUAUUUAGCGCGAGCGCGGAAGGCUCGAGCGACGUGCCGGGACUACUUUCAGUGUGUGUUGGGUGAAUGGAGGCGCAGCUCUUCCUGGUGAACAAACACUGACAACUACAGGGCAGCCCAGCGAUACCCGCUUCCCAGAACGGCCACACACACCUUCUCCUUCACCCCCUAAACAACCCUAAACAUGGCUGCUGAGCGUAAACACGUCGCGCAGUUGAAAUCCGAACUGUACUUCCUAAUAGCCCGAUUUUUAGAAGCUGGACCGUGUCAGGACGCAGCAGAGACCUUGAUACGGGAGGUUCAGCAGAAGGAGCUGUUACCUAAACGGAUUGACUGGACUGGCAAAGAACACCCGGGGAGUUACGAAAAUUUGGUCAAAUUGUACAGGCACAUUUCUCCAGAUCACCUGUUGCAGGUGUGUGAGCGAGUGAGCCCACUUUUAGAGAGAGAAGUGCCAGCCAGCGUACCUGGAGUCAACUCACUUCUGGGAACCGGACGACAGUCAGUGCUGCGUACAAACAAAAGUUGUAAGCACGUGGUAUGGAAGGGGUCGGCCCUCGCAGCUCUGCACUGUGGCAGGCCUCCCGAGCCGCCAGUCAUCUUUGGGAGCCCGCCAAAUAUUGCGGAAACGAUACACAGUCGGAGGCUGAAUGGCUCUUAUCGGUUGGGUCAGCUGGUCCCCACAGCUGUUUACCAACAUAUGAAGAUGCACAAGAGGAUUCUGGGACACCUGUCAUCUGUAUACUGCGUCACCUUCGACCGCACCGGUCGCCGCAUCUUCACAGGAUCGGACGACUGCUUGGUAAAGAUCUGGGCGACGGAUGACGGGCAUUUGCUGGCGACUCUGAGAGGUCACGCAGCAGAGAUUUCAGACAUGGCUGUGAAUUAUGAGAACACCCUGCUGGCGGCCGGCAGCUGUGAUAAAAUGAUCAGAGUGUGGUGUUUGCAGACCUGCGCCCCGCUGGCGGUUCUGGAGGGCCAUGCCGCAUCCAUCACGUCAUUACAGUUUUCUCCUCUGUGUAGCGGCAAUAAGAGGUUUCUGUCCUCCACUGGAGCUGACGGCACCAUCUGUUUCUGGCAGUGGGACGCUCGCACGCUCAAAUUCGGGCAGCGACCCAGCAAAUUCAUUGAGCGGCCCAGACCAGGAGUGCAGAUGAUCUGUUCCUCAUUUAGUGCAGGUGGGAUGUUCUUGGCGACGGGCAGCACUGAUCACAUCAUUAGGGUUUAUUACUUUGGAGGUGGACAACCAGAGAAGAUAUCUGAGCUGGAGUCUCACACUGACAAAGUCGACAGCAUCCAGUUUUCCCAUAGUGGAGACAGGUUUGUGAGUGGCAGUAGAGACGGCACGGCGCGGAUCUGGCAGCUGCAGCAGCAGGACUGGCGGAGCAUUCUCUUGGACAUGGCCACUAAACUACCUGGCAAAUACAACCCUCCACCUUUAGAGGACAAAGUUACCAAGCUGAAAGUGACUAUGGUAGCCUGGGACUGCAACGACAACACAGUCAUCACCGCUGCCAACAACCUGACGCUCAAAGUGUGGAACUCGUACACGGGGAACCUCAUCCACGUGCUGAUGGGCCACGAGGACGAGGUGUUUGUGUUAGAGCCUCAUCCGUUUGAUUCCAGAGUGCUUUUCUCUGCUGGGCACGAUGGGAAUGCAAUCGUCUGGGAUCUGGCUAGAGGAGUCAAAAUACGCUCUUACUUUAACAUGAUCGAGGGUCAGGGACAUGGUGCAGUGUUUGACUGUAAGUGUUCUCCAGACGGUCAGCACUUCGCUUGCACAGACUCUCACGGUCACCUGCUUAUAUUCGGCUUUGGCUCCAGCAGCAGAUAUGACAAGAUAGCAGAUCAGAUGUUUUUCCACACGGAUUAUCGGCCGCUGAUCCGCGAUGCCCAUAACUUUGUGCUGGACGAACAGACUCAGCAGGCGCCUCACCUAAUGCCCCCGCCAUUCCUGGUGGACGUGGAUGGAAACCCUCACCCUCCGCGCUUCCAAAGACUGGUACCAGGCCGAGAAAACUGCAGAGAAGAGCAGCUCAUACCCCAGAUGGGCCUCACCUCAUCAGGGCUAAAUCAAGUGGUAAGUCAGCAGGCUGCAGAAGGCUCGAGUCCACUUGAUAGUAUGAUCCAGAGACUACAGCAAGAGCAGGACCAGAGGCUGGGCUCUGACAGCAGAGCCAACAGAGGAUCUGUCAGCUCUCCCACAGAAGUCACUUCUCCACCAAAUGUGGGUCUGAGACGCAGUGGACAGAUUGAAGGUGUUCGGCAGAUGCACAGUAAUGCUCCACGCAGCGAGAUUGCCACUGAAAGAGACCUGGUGGCCUGGAGCCGACGAGUCCUCGUUCCUGAACUAUCACUAGCCAUAGCCUGUAAGCAGGAGAUCUGGAGAACAGCUAAAGGAGAGGAGGAGAUCAACAUCUACAGAUCAGAGAGGAGGAGACGCAGCUUACACAGCCAAUACCACAGAGAAAACCGGCAUGCUAUAGAAAAUGCAGCGGAGGAGGGGCGCCGUCACCAGGGUAACCAGCAUAACUACCACACAAGAUUGGCUGUGGAGGAAACGAGUCGUCAGAGUGAACCGAACGAGGAAGAACACAGCGCCUCUGAGGGAGAGACAGAAGUAAGACCUCCCAGUAGAGAAUCAUCAGACGAGGAGAGAGAGGAGAAAGAACCCUGGCCUGAUGAAAACAGCAGCUCCAGUGAUUACUCCAGCGAUUAUUCCGACUGGACGGCAGAUGCUGGAAUAAACCUCGAACCACCCAAGAAGACCAGCGUAAAGAAAAAGAAGAAGAAGAACGCCAGCAGCUCUGAAGAAGAUGGAGAGAAGAAAAAAGACUCCAAGAAGGAGAGGAGGAAAGAAAAGCCGGACAAAGAUGGAGCGCUACCAAAGAAGAAGAAGCCAAAAGAGAAACGGAAGAGGAUACCUGAAUUGCAGAAUCAGGGUUUGACGUUAGAGGAAUGGCUGCCCUCCAACUGGAUCACUGACACUAUGCCACGGAGAUGCCCUUUCACCCCACAGAUGGGCGAUGAGGUGUAUUACUUCCGUCAAGGUCAUGAAGCUUAUGUGGAGAUGGCCAAAAAAAACAAGAUCUUCAGUAUAAACCCUAAAAAACAGCCCUGGCACAAGUUAGAGCUCAGGGAGCAGGAGCUGUUGAAGAUUGUGGGCAUUAAGUACGAGGUGGGUUUGCCUACUCUGUGCUGUCUGAAGCUGGCCUUCCUGGACCCAGACUCAGGCAAACUGACGGGCGGCUCAUUCUCCAUUAAAUAUCACGACAUGCCUGAUGUCAUCGACUUCCUGGUUCUUCGGCAGCAGUUUGAUAACGCAAGACAGAGGAACUGGAUGAUAGGUGAUCGUUUCCGGGCAGUGAUUGAUGAUGCCUGGUGGUUUGGUACGAUUGAGAGUCAAGAGCCGUACCAGGCCGAAUAUCCAGACUCUCUGUUCCAGUGCUACAACGUCUGCUGGGAUAAUGGAGAUACUGAGAAGAUGAGCCCGUGGGACAUGGAGGAGGUUCCUGAUGAAGUAGUAUUUCCUGAGGAGCUAGGCCUCAGUAUGGCUCUCACUCAGGACGAGCAGAAGGCCUUACUGUACAAGCCGCUGGACGGAGAGUGGGGCUCACGAACACGCAACCAGGAGUGUGAACGCAUCAUCAGGGGCAUCAACCAGCUUUGCACUCUGGAUGUGGCGAAACCAUUUGAGCUGCCCGUGGAUUUGCAGGCAUAUCCAACAUACUGCACGGUGGUCGCUUACGUCACAGAUCUGAGCACUAUACGACAAAGACUAGAGAAUCGUUUCUAUAGGCGAAUGUCAUCGUUGAUGUGGGAGGUUCGCUACAUCGAACACAAUGCUCAAACCUUCAAUGAACCUGGCGCGUUCAUUGUCAGAACUGCCAAAUUCGUAUCGGACCUCAUGCUACAAUUUAUCAAGGACCAAAGUUGUACAGAUAUUAUUCCACUAUAUAACAGUAUGAAGAAAACCGCUUUCUCAGACUCAAGUGAUGAUGAAGAUGAAGAUGAAGACGAAGAGCAUGAGGCUCCUUGUACAUCUAACCGCAAUAAGAAGAGGCAGCAGCAGCAGCCCAUGUUGAGAAGUCUGCGCAGUAAACCCUCGUCAGACCCUCAGGCCUGGAAGGAGCGCUGUAGAGAACUGCUGGAGCUCAUCUUUCAGUGUGAAGAUUCAGAGCCCUUCAGACAACCUGUGGAUCUGGAUGAGUAUCCGGACUACUUGGAUAUUGUGGACACUCCCAUGGACUUUGGGACAGUCUUGAACCGCCUGUUAGCAGGAGAGUAUGACACUCCCAUGGAUCUCUGUAAAGAUGUCCGUCUCAUCUUCAGCAACUCCAAAGCCUACACGCCCAGCAAAAAGUCCAGGAUCUACAGCAUGAGCCUGCGAUUGUCUGCUCUGUUUGAAGAGCACAUCAGUUCAAUCCUGACUGAUUUCAAAGCUGCCCAAAGUUUGCACAGUGAACGCCUCACCCGACAGCGACUGCACACCGAUCGCCUGACCAGACAGUCUGUGAAAAAGAGGAGGAGGAGGAGCUCUUCACAUUCAAGCUCCGCCUCUAGUCCAGAAAGGAAGAGGCGAGUCUCCUCUCGUGCUCCUCCUCGAUUGGACAGUGCAGCUCCACCCACACCUGCUGGACCGUCCCGAGCUCCUUCUUUACGCCAAACACAUCCACAGAUCAACGGCAAGGCUGAGACUCCCGUUGUACCUGGUCGGACUCGCAGCUCGGCCCGUUUUGGAAGCCCCAUCACAGACGUGGCUCCUGCACAAUCGGCUCCUCCACCUCUAGUAGAGUCCUCCUCCUCCAGAGUCCUGCGCACACAGAACCCCCACUCCACUGCGGUCUCUAGAGAAAAUGAGAGCUCCGCUGUUCCUCCCAGCAAUGGAGGAGGAGCCAGAGAGUCCCGCAGGAAACUGAGGACACCUGUCAAACUCACACCAGGUCCAGUUGAUCACAGCUCUCCUCCUCAGAACAGUUUGCAUUUGAAUGGUCACAGUCAAGUGACUGUAGGAAUGGUACGAAGAGGCCGGGGCAGACCCAGAUUAGACACACAAAUAGAGACGCCGGUGGACACGCCGCCACCUCCACUGCCUAAGACCUCUUCUAAAAAAAAAGAACGAAAAAGCAAAAAAGACACGGAGUCCCCACGACGAAAUUUCUCCCACGAGGAGGAGCUUAUGUUGCCCACCGGGGAUGAUGGCGGGGCUUCUUCAACAGCCCAAGACAGUAAUCUUUCAGAUUCGGGAGAGUAUCCGAAAGCACGAGGCAGACCACGAAUCACAAAGACGAUAGACACUCCAGCUCCUCCAAGCCCCAAAACUCUCCGGCGGAGCAGUCGACGUGGCAACGAAGAGAUCACGCCCCAUACAUCAGGCUCCGCCCAGAGUGAGGAGCCUGAGGUUUAUAUUGGAGAAGACGGGAGCUCGAAAGGCCAGAUGAAAACACGCAACCAGGGCCGAAGGACUGCUUUCUAUAAUGAAGAAGACUCUGAGGAAGAGCAAAGACAGCUUUUAUUUGAGGACGCCUCCAUUACUUUUGGGACGUCCAGCAAAGGGAGAGUCCGCAAGCUCACAGAGAAGGCCAAAGCCAAUCUUAUUGGCUGGUAACAUUGCCAACUUUGCAUGUCCUCUGCGACACAAACCUCAAUCCCGUCCUGUUGGGAAAGGGGGAAACCAUUCCUGCUGCUAUAUCAGACUGUCACGAUUAUUUGAAUCUUUCACUUUUGAACUCUUUCAAGAGUCGCUGCCCCCUGAAAUCCCCCACCUUAUACCUUUUCUUCCACAAAAAAAAAAACAAAUCACAAAUGCAGUUGAAUACUGAUUUUCAAAUGCACUAUUUUGAAUGGCAGUGUGAAAGGUACUGAAACACGAAUCCAAAAUCCUGAUUUCAUUUCUCAAGAAAGCACUUACGUGAGGAUGUGUGUGUGUGUGUGUGUGUGUGUUUGUGUGUGUGUGUGUGUGUAUGUGUGAAAUAACUUGAGCUUUUACUCCGUCUUGUUUCUUUAAACUGUUAAUUUUAUGCAUCGUUUUUACACAGUUGUUGCUAAAGGCAACAAAUCAAACACUUGUUGGGAAAGAGUCUAUUUUUAACAGAUCAUUGUGGCUGUAAAGCUGUAGUGGAGCGCAGAGAAGAACCUCAUAAAUCUCUGUUGUUGUUUUAUCGGCUUUCUCUCUGCAAGUCAAGAUCAGUGGCAGUGGUAACUCACGCAUGGUUUUAUAUAAUUAGCAAUACCUUGUGCCUUUUCAUACUUAUUAUCAAUACAUUAUGGCUCCUUUGUACUCCCCAGUGUUUGUGUGUGUGUGUGUGUGUGUGUGUGUGUGAUGCUUUAGGAUAUUGAGGUAUUCAGAAAAGCGUGUGUUGUUUAACUGUUGCUGGGAUUGAGCUUAGUGAGCAGCAUUUCAUGACCACUGUAUGUGUGUAUGUGUGUGUGUGUGUGUGUGUGUGUGUGUGUGUGCUGGUUUUGGUGGUUUAACGAGGACAUUUAUUUGUAUAAUGACAUGGGUAUGACCAAGGUAUUACAAUUAUGAGUUUGUUUAUUAGGACAUGUCCUGUAAUUAAUAACUGUUCAAAAUUAUACGUGCACGGGGUCUUUUUAUGUUCAAAAUUUGCCACAGAUUUCCUGUGAGGGUUGGGUUUAGGGACAGGGUUAAGUGAUAUAAUAAGCAGAUUAUAGAGUAUUAAUUGCAAUACUUUAAGGGAAAGUUCUUAUAUACCACUAAAACAAGUAUGUGUGUGUUGAGUUCAUGCAGUUGUUGAGGUGUGUAAUGGUCAUGACAUCAUCCCUCCGCACCCAGAAUGCACUGUGAUCCCUAACUAGAACUUAAAGUGGUUGCAAAAAGUGUUUGGGCACGUAUGGCAUAGUUUCAAAAUAACUGAACGUCAUUGCAUUAGAGAUAGAUGUAAAUGUAGUGUCUGUUGGAAUAUACUUGCAGAUUACCUUGAAUAUGUUUGAAAUGAUCCAUUACAUGUUUAAUUAUAUUAAUGUCGAUAUUAAUUUAUAACUGAUGAUUUGUUAGCCUUUGCAAACACAAAGUUUAACUAGUUUUAGCAUCAAAGUGUCAGCACUUUCAUAUCAAAUAUUUAUACAACACCAACAUUUGAGGUCGCUCAAAUGAGUCUUUACUUAAAGGUUUUGAUGAAAGAAUCUCUUAUGCCCAAUAAUGCUGCAUUUACUUCAUCAAAAAGUCCAGUAAAACAGUAAUAUUGUAAAAAAUCAUGUACAAAAAUCUGUUUUCCAUUUGAAUACAUUUUAAAAUGUUAUAUAUUCCUGUUUUUCAGUCUUUUGUUUCACAUGAUCCUUCAGUCGAAUAUGCUAAUUUGCUGCUAAUGUGUUAUGCUGCUUAAUGUGAUGGAAAACAUGGUACAUUUUUGACUAUUUAUUAACAGAUGAACAGCAUUUGUUCUGAAUAGAGUCUUAUAUAAACAAUAUAAAUUUCAUUUCUUUUAGUCUUAAAACAUUUACUUUUUAUCUUAUUUAUAAAGCGCAUUAAACGACAGUUGUUGACCAUUGUGCUGUACAUACCUUGGGUUAUAAAUGAGCAAAAAUAAACAACAACAUAUAAAACAGCAUACAGUGCAACCAACAUAACCAAAACAUCAAAUGCAUACAGCAGAAACAUAGAGAGCCACAAUAAGAUCAGUUUCAUUCCAAUUUAAAAGCUUUUUCUAAAAGAUGUAGUUUGAACAAGGAUUAAUACAUUAAACCAUUAAAUCUAACAUUAAAUGUGUUCGUGCUAAAUAAAAAGAUGCCAUUUUAAUAACAACAUUAAUAAUAAAUAACCAUUAGUAAGAAAAAAUCUUACUGAUCCUAAACAUUUCAGUGAUAGAAUAAAACUCACUGAAUAAUAAUUGCAUAAUGACAAUUGCAUGUUAAUCAAACAACAGUCUUAACAUUAGUAAAUUAGAGUAUUUUAAUUUUAAAAAUCAUCUGAAGUCUUUAAUACAAGCGGGGUGCAUGUCACAAAAAGAAUAAUGUAGUGACGAGUGUUUGCCAAAACCCGUAGCUUCUCUGUCGCAGACCCAUCGUUUGAACCACGUUAGUUAUAACGUACAACGCCCAUAAUGAUGCUUUAAACGGGGUGGUAACAACUUCUUUUGAGAGUUUUAGUAAUGUUUUCAGUACACUAUGAAGGGAACGCAAUUAUCAAGACAAAGAUCGCUAAAACUGAACUGUAAAAAUACUUUAAAUGCAAAUUACACCUAAAAGUGGUGACUUUAAUGCUUUUUUAAAAAAUCAUUCCAAGUUUAAAUGUUAGAAUGUUCUAAAUAAAUAAGGCAUAUGGGGGAUAACUGGGAAUUGAACACAGCCAGGAACUAUGUUUCUAACUACAGCUCCAGAGGUGUAGUUGCAAGCAAACAAGUUUGAGAUGCAGUUUGCGAAUAUUUGUUGUAACAAUUCAAUUGGUAAACGGAAACUCAACAAACUAUGUUUAUAAUGACGGAACUUGCGACCUUAGUUGGCUAACGAUGGUUUUCAGAAACGCACACCAGGAGAGUUGUAGUAGUUCAAAGUAUUACCUACAAACAUGUGAAACAACCAGAAAGUGACCAGAUAUUAAUAAAAUAGUUAAUAAAACGACUUUCUUUCUUCUUUUACAGGCAUAGUUCAGUCAAAAAAAUGUUCCAAACCAGUUUUUCCAAACAAGUUUUUCCUAUAGAUGUCAGUGGUUUCCAACAUUCUUUAAAAUAUCUUCUUUUAUUUCAAACAGAAGAAACUCAUCCGAAUGUAAGUGCAUUUGUUGUUGCUUCUGGUGGUGAACUAUACUAUUAGUAUUAAUGCAAUGACAUCAGUACAUUUUCAGAUGUUGUCUCGUAUGUCCAAAUGCUUUUGGCAUCACUGUAAACAAACCACUAUUAACAGAGUUGUUAUAUGUGUGUGUGUGUGGCAAUGUUCAUUGAGCACUACCUGUAGUUUCAUCUAUCCUGGAGAGCAGGCCUCUUUCUCUGUUUUAGUCGAACUCAUUGAACUACUGUGGAAGCAUUCGUUUCAUUUCACCCCCGAUCACACUGAAACACUGUGUUUGAUAUCUGCCAUUCUGAUGCAUCAGUAGAUCCCACAGGGCAGCGAAAAAGAGGCAGCAUGCGUGUGGUAUUUCUGUGUUUUGAAUGUGCCUUGACUUUUGUUUUGUACGUAUCUGUAUGAACAACCGAGGUGAAUCCGGACUCACAAUAUGCAGUGCAGUCUCUUUCAUUAGGGAGCCGGAUGAUGUUGAUUUUGUGUACUUUCAACAGUUGUGGUCUGGGCCAUUCAUUACGACAGAGCUAAUCCAGCCCAUAGCUUUAAAACUGGUUUGAUGAACCAAAGCCUUUGAAUGUGUGUGUGUGUUGGUGUGUAUGUGGCUGUUUUAUGUGCAGUUGAUGCAUGUCUGAGUGUCCAUUUUUCUGUAUGUGCGUUACCGUUUGAGCCCCAUGUUUUAUUGAGCUGGUGUUUAUAAUCUGUUGCAACAUGAAAACUGUAUUAUAUCAGACUCACGACCCCUCUAUCUCCUCUAAACUGCACAGAUAGUGACAUCUCACAGGCUGAUUGAUGAAAGAUGGAUGCAUGUUCGUGAAUUCUCCGGUCUUUUGAAUCUGAAGGUACAGUCACGUUUUGUUUGUGGGGUCAGGGUCUUUUCUUUUCCCACCUCCUUCCAGUCUUAUAUCCUCAGACGGAGAGGUCUUUCUAUGUUAGUUUGUAUACUUUUAUAUAAAGGAAAAAGUGUAAAUAAAGACGUUAAAUAGAAUGUAUGUGUAGGGUGUACUGCUGUCACAUUAGUUCAUACUGAUAUUUUAAGGAAAUAAACAUUUGUGUUUCCACA
Danio rerio (zebrafish) is the source of this 9968-nucleotide messenger RNA. The record is from RefSeq and is a predicted model, not a curated record. Lineage: Eukaryota; Metazoa; Chordata; Actinopteri; Cypriniformes; Danionidae.